AUUUGACUGUUAGUUUGAAAUCUUGGGUCAUUGUUGCUAGACGUACAAUGGAAGCCACAUCGAUGAAGUUUGAAGAUUCAAAUACUUUAAUCUAUAUAUAAGCUUCAUGAGCAUGUUUUCGAUUACUGCUCUUAUCCUAAAAGUGAAAACACAUGAAUAAGUUAAUUACUACUGUUCUUACACUUCUUCUGCUCAGAUAUGGUGCGAUUAAUGAAGCCGCCGCAUCCAUAACCAAGCACUAUAUAGUGUAUAUGGGAGAUCAUUCGUACCCGGAUUCGAAUUCCGUUAUCACAUCAAACCAUGGUUUGCUUGCAUCAGUUACUGGAAGUAUUCGUCAAGCAAUUCACCAUUAUAGCAAGAGUUUUCGAGGGUUCUCGGCGAUUCUCACACCAGAACAAGCACAACAGCUUCGCGAUUCAGAAUCAGUUAUAUCAGUUUUUGAAAGUAGGAUUAGCAAACUCCAUACUACUCAUUCCUGGGAAUUUCUGGGAGUCGAUGCUAUUCCACAGUAUAACCAAUUCACGGAAAUUGAAUCCAAAUCCGACGUGAUCGUUGGCGUCCUAGAUUCCGGCAUUUGGCCCGAGUCAGAGAGCUUUAAUGAUAAAGGAUUAGGGCCUGUUCCCAAGAGAUUCAAGGGAGAAUGUGUUGCCGGUGAUCAGUUUACAGUCAAGAACUGCAACAGGAAAAUAAUUGGUGCUCGGUUCUACUCGAAAGGAUUUGAAGCAGAGUAUGGACGACUUCAGUCCUUCAACAGAACCAUUUUCCGGUCCGCUCGUGACAGUGAUGGCCAUGGAACUCACACCGCAUCCACGGUAGCAGGGUCAGUGGUUAAUAAUGUGAGCUUAUCUGGUAUGGCUAGUGGAACUGCGAGGGGAGGCAUGCCGAAUGCAAGACUUGCUAUAUACAAACCAUGUUGGUUUGUAGUUUGCAGCGACGCUGAUCUCCUUUUGGCUUUUGACGAUGCUAUUGACGACGGAGUCGAUAUAAUCUCUCUAUCUUUAGGCGCUGCGCCAACAAGUUUCUUCACAGACGUUUACUCAAUUGGUUCUUUCCAUGCAUUUAAGAAAGGAAUUCUUGUUUCUGCUGCUGGUGGAAAUGGAGGACUUCCUGGCACCGCAAUUCAUCCUGCUCCUUGGAUCCUAGCAGUUGCUGCUAGCACUAUUGAUCGAGACUUCUAUUCCAAUGUCCAUCUUGGCAAUUCGAAGAUUUUGAAGGGUUAUGCAAUAAACCCACUUGAGAUGGAUAACUAUUACGGGGUUAUAUCUGCGACUGAUGCUGCUGCUGCCGGUGUUCCAUUGAGGAAUGCAAGCUUUUGCUACAAGAACACUCUUGACCAUGUCUUGAUUAAGGGAAAGAUAGUGGUGUGUUUGGGAGAGGCAGUCACAAGCGAUAUCAGAAGUGACAAAGCCAUUGUUGUAAGAGAUGGCGGCGGUGUUGGGAUGAUUCUUAUUGACCCAACAAUUGGGAAUGAUUUCGGCUUUCAGUACGUCAUUCCAACUACUCUUCUUGAUCCAAAAGAAGCUGAGCUUCUUCAGGAAUAUAUGACCACAGAGAAGGAACCAACCGCAAGAAUUUACCCAACAAGAACGACAACUCUCAACACCAUUCGUGCACCCAAAAUGGCCGUGUUUUCUUCUAUAGGACCGAACAUUAUCACUCCUGACAUUAUCAAACCUGAUAUAACAGCACCUGGGGUAAACAUAUUGGCAGCAUGGUCUCCAGUUGGUAUUGAGUUCACUGGCGAUCGAUCCGUUGACUUCAACGUUCUUUCAGGGACUUCCAUGUCUUGCCCACAUGCUUCUGCAGUUGCCGCUAUCAUAAAGAGUCACCACCCUUCUUGGAGUCCAUCAGCUAUAAAAUCAGCAAUAAUGACAACAGCUACAGUGAUGGACAAUAGUUGGAGACCGAUAACAAAAAAUCCAAAUGGUACUCAAACCACACCAUUCGACUAUGGAUCAGGGCACAUAAAUCCUGUGGCAGCAGUUGAUCCUGGACUGGUAUAUGAUUUUGGAGUCAGUGACGUAAUAAAUUUCCUAUGUGGUACCGGCGCCAGCUCUGCACAAAUUCAAAAUCUCACCGAAACACCAUUAGUCACAUGUAACAAUCCACCAAUUCCAGCCUACGAUCUAAAUUACCCUUCAAUUAGUGUAGCUAAAAUGAACGGAAAUGUUUCAGUUCUACGAACAGCAACAUACUACGGUAAUGGCCCAACAGUUUUUAAAGCCGCUUUCAAGAAACCGCCUGGAGUGAGAGUUGUGGUGGAACCGCAUGAACUUAAGUUCCAAAAAUCUGGUGAAAAGAUGUCAUUCAGGGUUCAUCUAAUGCCUUACAAGAGUAGUAAUGGAAGUUUUGUGUUUGGUUCCAUGACUUGGAGCAAUGGUAUACACAAAGUUAAGAGUCCCAUUGGAGUAAAUGUGACUUCAAUCUAGUUAGUAGCUAAAGUUUUAAAUUCCAAAUACUACAUGUCUAUUUAGUAUUUAUAUUAAAUAACAAAUCUUGAUAUUUAACAAGACAAGGUACGAAUCUCA
Molecule: messenger RNA, 2528 nt
Organism: Papaver somniferum (opium poppy)
Lineage: Eukaryota; Viridiplantae; Streptophyta; Magnoliopsida; Ranunculales; Papaveraceae
Product: subtilisin-like protease SBT5.3
Exons: 11
Coding region: 153-2429 (758 amino acids)
Biological process (GO): proteolysis
Molecular function (GO): serine-type endopeptidase activity
Source: RefSeq, a predicted model, not a curated record